This is a messenger RNA of Zerene cesonia (dogface butterfly), 1633 nucleotides long. RefSeq names its product parathymosin-like. The coding region runs from base 128 to 481 and encodes 117 amino acids. The transcript is spliced from 3 exons. The record is from RefSeq and is a predicted model, not a curated record. NCBI's taxonomy places the organism in Eukaryota, Metazoa, Arthropoda, Insecta, Lepidoptera, Pieridae.
GAUAUUUUGUUCCUUCCUCCUUCAUUUGGACGUCGGUGUUUGUGCAGUGAACUUUGUUGUGCGUGGUGUGUAGCACGUGUUGGAAUAUUUUACCUCUUUUAACGUUUUUGUUAAACAAAAAAUAACCAUGGCAGACGCAGCCGUCGACAAGAAAGAAGUAGCGCCCGAAGAGGUUUCCUCAACUGAGGUAAAAGAGUCUCCAGUAAAGAAGUCGCCCGCCAAGAAGGUUGCUGAAGUACCAGAGAGCAAUGGCAAAGAAGAGAAUGGCAGCGGCGACGCGCCAGAGGAAACUCCAGCUGAAAAUGGAGAGGGAGACGAAGAAAGCAAUGAUGCUACUGAAAAUGGUGAAGCAGAGAAAAAAGAAGCUGGUGUGAAGAGGAAAUCUGCUGUAGCAGACAAUGGUGAUGCAAAUGAGAAAACCACUCCUGAAAAGAAGCAGAAGGUAGCGGAUGAAGCCCCACCCGCUGAGGCCGAGGCCUAAAACUGUCAAGCCCCAAGCUUGGUUUACUGCAAUGCAUUGUAUGAUCAUUAGGUCCCAACUCUAACUACAAACAUAUCCUUUAUACACACAUAUACAUAUGUUGCAAUAAUACCAUAGUUUUUAUAAACCUAUUUUGUACUCAAGAUUUUUACAUUAGAGUUGGGCUCUUGUGUCACAACACUUUAAGUUAAAGUUUAAUUACUAUGUGUAUUAAACUAACCUGUGAAAUGUACCUGUAAAGUGUAAAUUUGUUUUGUCAGCCACGACUGAGAUGUGCAUCGCAGUGAACUGAACACACAUUUGGAUUCGGUGUUGUAUGCUGUUUGCGUAUCGGUGUCUAACUCAACAAGAAAUGGGUUUAUUGCAUUGAAUUAAAUUUUUCAUGUAUCGGUUUUGGUAACAAUCCGCCAGUAGAUACUGCCAAAGGAUUCACCUCAGGUGAAGUCAAUUCACAAUCCGUUCUGUGAACGAUGCGAUUUUAAACAGCUUCCGAAAUACAAGGUCUUUUAGAUAAACUAAGAUUUAAUUAAAGUUAGAUAAAUAAUUCAUUUGUAAAUUUAAGUUAGCAGUUAAAUGUCGCACAUUUUAUAUAUUUACAUAGGCAUUAAUACUUAACCAUUAAACAUUCCUUGACUUGUUUAUAAAUUGUGUUGUGAACAUAGAAACUUCUGGGUUGUUACCUGUUAGCAGUACAAACUUUCACUUUGACUGCAAUAUUGCUUUAGUUCACAGCAUAAUUAUUAUUUUAAGAUUGAAAUUCAUAAAGUUCAAAGUUGACAAAUAAGGUGAUAGUUCAUAUUGACAUUAAUUCUGCGUGUGCUAUUUUUUUGUAAUACUUAUGGGUCUUUUUUUAUCAUAUUGCUAUUUUUUCUAAUUUAUUUUGCUUUGAUAUGUGAUAGAAUACAAACCUCGAAUGUAAGAUAACCUUAUGGAUACGAAUCUUCAUUAUAUUCCAACAUAACCAAGAGUUUGAGGAAUACUAUUUUGACUAACUUUUUUUCAGAAUAAUAUUAUUAAAUAUAAAAUUGUUCAAUUUAUUCAAAGAGUACAGUAGUUUUAGUAGAAACUAAAGUAGAAUGUACAGUUUAACACUACUUCCUGUGGAGUAAAGUGUUUGUGAAACAUUUCUGGCAAUAAAUAGUCCAAUCUAAA